Molecule: messenger RNA, 1492 nt
Organism: Folsomia candida
Lineage: Eukaryota; Metazoa; Arthropoda; Collembola; Entomobryomorpha; Isotomidae
Product: troponin T, skeletal muscle
Exons: 8
Coding region: 146-1402 (418 amino acids)
Biological process (GO): muscle contraction; regulation of muscle contraction; sarcomere organization
Cellular component (GO): troponin complex
Molecular function (GO): tropomyosin binding
Source: RefSeq, a predicted model, not a curated record
AGGGAAAAAAACGACGACGCAAAUGAAGGAACAUCUGUGAUGGGAGAGAGGAUCCAGAUUUCAUUCAUACAUCCGCUGGUGGGCUAUUUUUGGCUGAUCAGUGAUCACUCUCUACUGUUGCACCAGAGAAAGUGAGAAAGUGACCAUGGCCCUCGCCGUCGCCCAGCCUUCGGAAAUGGAAACUUUUCCCGAAAACGACGCUGGUGACCGCCCCUGCUCCUCCCUCUCCACCACCUCCACCUCCGUCCUCAACAGCGAAGUAACCCAACUCUUGACAAAAAUCCGCCGCCUGACCGCCACGGACACCUCGAUCCAGGACCAAUUGAAAAUCUUUGUCCAGGAAUGGAAGCACGAAACGGUGAAGGAAAAGGAAGAGCUGGAAAAGUUGAAAAAUCGAGUCCAGAAAAGAAAGGCCACGCGGACCCUGCAAGAAUCGACCUUGGCGGAAUUCCGCCUGCGCGAAGAACAGCUCCGCGCGGAACAAGCGGAAGAAGAGCGCGAGCGGAAAAUCGCUGAGAAAACCAAGCGGCUCGAAGAUGCGGAACGGAGGAGGUUAAAUUUGAUGCAGGAAUAUAAGGAGAAUAACAAAGGGAGGAAUUUCGUCAUUGAAAAGACCGCCCCCUCUUUAAUCCCCCUGGAGGCCACGCCCACAAACCAACUAACCCCGGAUCAGAUAGCAAUUUUGAAAUCGACCGCAAUGUCCCAGAGGAUCAAACCCUUGGGGGCGGAGGGUUUGGGGAAGGAGAGGUUAAAACGGAAAGUGGGGGAAUUGUGGGGGGAGUUGGUUAAAUUACAAACGGAGGUUUACGAUCUGGAGGAGAUUCACAAGAGGCAGGAGUAUGAUUUUAAAGAACUGAAAGAGCGUGAAAAACAGCAAUUACGUCACAAAGCCAUGAAAUUGGGACUACCUGCAGAGGCGCUGAUGGGGAAAUACCCGCCCAAAAUCCUGGUGGCCUCAAAGUACGAGAGACGCCUGGGUUUGAAACCCUUUGGGGAAACGAAGGAGUUGUUCGAGGGGGGCUUCAUCCAGCAGUACCGAGAGAACGUGGACCGGACGUGGAAGGAUCGCCAGGAGGUGUUUAUGAAGGGAGGGGCCGUGGGGGACAUACCCCCGUGGCUGGAGGACAUGCCAAAGAGGUGGAGGGGGGAGGAGCUAGAGGAGGGGGAGCAAGUGGGUGGGGAGGAGGUGGAGAAAGAGGAGGGGCGUGAGGAAGGGGAGGAGCCAAAAGAGGAGGAGGAGGAGGAAAUUGAAGAGGAGGAGUCAGAACCACACCCCCAACCACAAAAACCCGCCGCCCCACCCACGACCACACCCCCCACCACCAAUGACUCGACUAUUUUAGAAGAGAGCGAAGAAGAAGAAGAGGAGGAGGAGGAAGAAGAAGAAGAAGACGACGAAUAAUAUAUUUUCAUAAUUAUAACAUUUCCAUGGCAACGAAAAAAUAAAUAAAUUUGUGCAAUGUCAAAAGGACACAGACGGGUGUUAGAGGAA